AUGCCAAAGUUUAAACCAGCACCAAAAGACAAAGAAAUAAUAAACAAAGCCAAUAUUCGUGGCAAAAUUAAGGAUGUUAUUUAUUUUUCCCACUAUAAAAAAUACGCGAUAGUUAUUAAUAAAGUUGCUCGCCUAUAUGCAAUUAGAUUAAUUAACUAUGAAGAUGAUGGUGGAGACGGAGUGGAAAUAUUAGCAGUUAAAAGAUUUCCUGACUUGAUAGGGUUUUAUCUAACAAAGGAAGAAGUUGAGAAUAAAGUCACAAAAGAAAAAGAAUCUUCACAAAACUUAUUGGCCGAUGUAUUAAUUAAAAAAGAAAUAAAGGAAUUAAAACAAGACAUCCUUGAAGAAAUAAAAUCUCAGUCAAAUAAUGUGGAAGGUGGGGAGAUUGAUUAUUCCAAAGCUUUGGCUUAA
This is a messenger RNA of Entrophospora sp. SA101, 411 nucleotides long. NCBI's taxonomy places the organism in Eukaryota, Fungi, Glomeromycota, Glomeromycetes, Entrophosporales, Entrophosporaceae. The record is from the annotation of a GenBank genome assembly.